Molecule: messenger RNA, 387 nt
Organism: Aphanomyces astaci
Lineage: Eukaryota; Oomycota; Saprolegniomycetes; Saprolegniales; Verrucalvaceae
Exons: 2
Coding region: 1-387 (128 amino acids)
Source: RefSeq, a predicted model, not a curated record
AUGCAUUCUUUGUGUGCUGUGCACCGAGAUCGAGCAAAUGUCGUCCAAAGGAACUACGCGAGGCGACGGCGUAGCCGAAAGCGCCUAGAAAAGCUGCGGAUGGCAGCAAGCACCGCACAAGCUGAAGCACAGCAGCAGCUUACAACCAACCUCACCAAACGGCAAGCAAAACCAAACGAAGUUACGACUGAAAUGGCCAGAAAUGGGAUCGAUCCGAUCCCGUACCACAAGGAGGAAGUCGACACGACCUUGAACUCCAAACGCGAGCGGGUGUCCUUGACCAACGACGAUGUCAAGCUAUUCCAGGACCUCAUGCGGUCGUUCCUUGGAUUGAAAGCUAUCUUUGAGUGGAUGCAAGAAGGGGUCGCUCCUAAAGUCGGAAUUUAA